GCGAGUGUUACCAUCUAAAAGAAAUUGUUUUUCUUUUCUUGUCAACAGCUGUCAAAUAGCUUCAAAAUGGUACAGCGUCUAACAUUUAGACGGCGAUUGUCGUACAAUACCAAGUCAAACCAGAGGAGAAUAGUACGAACACCUGGUGGCCGUCUAGUCUACCAAUAUGUCAAGAAGCCCAAGAAGAUCCCAAGAUGUGGCCAGUGCAAGAGCAAGCUCAGGGGUAUCCAACCUGCCAGGCCCGCGGAACGUUCCAGACUGUGCUACCGUAAGAAGACUGUGAAACGCGUAUACGGUGGAGUCCUCUGCCACAAGUGCGUUAAGCAACGCAUCGUCAGAGCUUUCCUCAUUGAAGAACAGAAGAUCGUCAAGGUUCUCAAGGCACAGCAAGCGACGGCACGGGCUGGCAAGAAGGCCGCGAAAUGAGGAUAAGGUGUAAAUAUAACUAAAAAAUCCAA
Colias croceus (clouded yellow) is the source of this 458-nucleotide messenger RNA. RefSeq names its product 60S ribosomal protein L34-like (gene RpL34). Gene Ontology annotation, biological process: translation. Gene Ontology annotation, molecular function: structural constituent of ribosome. The record is from RefSeq and is a predicted model, not a curated record. NCBI's taxonomy places the organism in Eukaryota, Metazoa, Arthropoda, Insecta, Lepidoptera, Pieridae. The coding region runs from base 67 to 426 and encodes 119 amino acids. The transcript has 3 exons. Gene Ontology annotation, cellular component: ribosome.